AUGGCUCAAAUCGCUCGAUCCUUCUCCCUCACGAGAACAUACUCGACUCUUUCUGCCGGCGUCAGCCCCUUUCUACUCCAAGAUACCCGCCUCGAUCCCAAGUCGCCCAAUUUUCACCCCGAGUUCUGGGUCAAGGCCAUGCUUCAUGCCUUUUCCCAAGACCCCGAAAAGUUCCCACGUCAUACCGCCGGCGUAUCUUGGCGAAACCUCAACGUUCACGGGUUUGGUGAUCCAACCGACUACCAGAAGGAUGUCUUGAACGUUCUCUGGCGUAGUCCUCUUAGUGCACUCAACUGGCUCGCGAAUCGGAAGCGAAAGAUUCAGAUCAUCAAUGAGUUUGAUGGUCUUGUCGAAAGUGGGGAGCUAUUGCUUGUGCUCGGACGUCCUGGAAGUGGUGUCUCGACCCUGCUCAAGACCAUUGCUGGCCAUACCCAUGGCCUCAACAUGGAAGACACCUCUGAGUUCAACUAUCAAGGUGUCCCAUGGGACCUGAUGCACAGCAACUUCCGUGGAGAGGUGGUAUACCAAGCAGAGACCGACAUUCACUUCCCUCAUCUUACCGUCGGAGAAACCCUCCUCUUUGCAGCCCUUGCACGUACGCCACAGAACCGUGUAUCCAACACGUCUCGAAGAGUCUACGCCGAACACCUUCGCGAUGCUGUCAUGGCCAUAUUUGGAAUCAGCCACACCAUCGAUACAAAGGUUGGCGACGACUUUGUCAGAGGUGUCAGCGGAGGUGAGAGGAAGCGAGUCAGCAUCGCCGAGGCUACUCUCAACCAGAGCGCCAUCCAAUGUUGGGACAACAGCACGCGAGGUCUGGACAGUGAAACCGCCCUGGGUUUUGUCAAGACACUUCGUCUGGGUACAAAACUGGGAGGCACCAGCGCUAUUGUUGCCCUCUACCAGGCCAGUCAGGCAGCCUACGAUGAAUUUGACAAAGUCUUGUUGCUGUACGAAGGUCAUCAGAUCUACUUUGGUCCCCGAGAAGAAGCCAAGAAGUAUUUUGUUGACAUGGGCUACGAGUGUCCUCCUCGUCAGACCACGGCCGACUUCCUCACCUCCCUGACAAACCCUGACGAGCGCAUUGUACGGCCUGGCUUUGAAGGAAAGGUGCCCCGUACCUCGGAGGAGUUUGCCGACGUUUGGAGGAUGAGCGCGCACAAAGCCAACCUUAUCCAUGACAUUGCGGCGUUUCAGACCCGAUAUCCCGUGGGUGGCGAAGAGGUUGAGAAGCUCACAAACAUCAAGAAGGCCCAAAAGGCACCAUUCAUGUAUGGAACUCCCUCCUCCCCUCCAUUCACCAUCUCCGUACCCAUGCAGAUCCGCCUGUGCAUGACCAGGGGAGUCCAGAGGCUCCUCGGCGACAAGACCUUCUUUGUAGUCACCGUGGGAGGAAACUUGUUCAUGUCAUUGGUCCUCGGUAGCGUGUACUUUGAUCUCGCUGAAGCUGCCGAAACCAUGAACAGCAGAUGCUCCGUCCUCUUCUUUGCCAUCCUGUUCAACGGUUUGAGCAGUUCCCUGGAGAUCCUGUCAUUGUACGCCCAACGACCAAUCGUAGAGAAGCACUCGAGAUAUGCAAUGUAUCGCCCCCUCUCAGAAGCUAUCUCAUCCAUCAUCUGCGAUCUGCCAUCCAAGAUUCUCUCGGCCCUUGCCUUUAACCUCCCGCUCUACUUCAUGGUCAACCUGCGUCGCGAGGCCUCUUACUUCUUCAUCUUUCUCCUCAUCGGUUUCACAACUACAUUGACCAUGUCGAUGAUCCUGCGAACGAUUGGACAAGCAUCGAAGACGGUCCAUUCAGCCUUGGUCCCUGCUGCCAUCUUCAUCAUCGGCCUUGUCAUUUACGCUGGUUUUGUUCUGCCUACUCAGUACAUGAGAGGAUGGCUCAGAUGGCUCAACUACAUCAACCCAAUCGCCUACGGCUACGAAGCUCUGGUCGCCAACGAAUUCUCGGGCAGAACAUUCCCUUGUCAGACCCUGAUCCCUGCUGGCCCUCCCUACGAAAAUGCUGGACCCGGAGAGCAAACCUGCUCGGUUGCUGGUGCCGCCCCCGGAGAGAACUUUGUGUCUGGUGAUUUUUAUAUCGGUGCCGUCUACGAGUACUACCACUCUCACUUGUGGAGAAACUUUGGCAUCCUGAUUGCAUUUAUCUGCUUCUUCUCCUUCACAUACCUCAUUGCUGCCGAGUUCUUCUCCAUGAGCCCAUCCAAGGGUGAAGUCUUGAUCUUUCGCAAGGCUCACCCUCUGAGCAAGUCCAAGGUGGAUGAAGAGACAGGCAACGAACCUGUUGCUUCUUUUCGCGAAAAGAGUCCGGACACAGACACUCUGAAAUCCCCUGCGCACUCUCAGACUGCUACAUUUGCCUGGAAGGACCUCUGUUACGACAUUGUCAUCAAGGGACAGACUCGCCGUAUUCUUAACUCGGUUGACGGGUGGGUUCAGCCAGGAAAGAUUACUGCACUGAUGGGAGCUUCUGGCGCCGGAAAGACUACUCUGCUUGAUGUGCUCGCCGAUCGAGUCACGAUGGGCGUUGUCACUGGUGACGUGUCGGUCAACGGAUACCCACGUGGAAAGGCAUUCCAGCGAACAACGGGAUACGUUCAACAGCAGGAUAUUCAUCUUGAAACGUCAACUGUGAGGGAAGCUCUCCGGUUCAGUGCAGUUCUCAGACAACCAGAAUCGACCACUACCGAAGAGAAGUACAAGUAUGUGGAAGAGGUGAUUAGCUUACUGGAGAUGGAGCUCUAUGCGGAUGCAGUCAUUGGAGUCCAGGGAGAAGGUCUCAACGUGGAACAACGGAAGCGCCUCUCGAUUGGUGUUGAACUCGCAGCCAAGCCCGAAGUCCUCUUGUUCCUCGACGAGCCUACCUCCGGUCUUGACAGUCAAACCGCCUGGGCUGUUGCCACUCUUGUCCGAAAGCUCGCAGAUCACGGCCAAGCUAUCCUGUGCACUAUCCACCAGCCUUCCGCGGUUCUCUUUCAACAGUUCGAUCGUCUUCUGCUCCUCAAGAAAGGCGGCCAGACAGUGUACUUUGGUGACAUUGGCGAGAACUCGAGCACCAUGACGUCGUACUUUGAGAGAAACGGAGCUACCCCAUGUACGGAGGAUGAAAAUCCAGCCGAAUGGAUGCUCCGUGCGAUCGGCGCUGCUCCUGGCGCUCAUACGGACGUGGACUGGGCCGAGGCAUGGAAGAACAGCGCCGAGUUUGGCGUGCUUCAGGACGAACUGAAGGUCAUGAUGAAGCCGACAGCCGCUCAGACGGAAGCUCAUACAGUCCAAACGAGCUACGCUGCGUCAUUCUCGCAACAAUUUCUGUCCUGUACUAUGAGGACUGCUGAGCAGUACUGGAGAACGCCCACUUACAUCUACUCCAAGAUGAUUCUUUGCUUCGGAACGAGUCUCUUUAUCGGCCUUUCCUUCCAAAACUCGCCUCUGUCACUCCAGGGUCUUCAAAAUCAGAUGUUCUCGACCUUCAUGCUCGUUGUCACUUUCGCCUUCCUCGUCUAUCAGACAAUGCCCGGGUUCAUCUCUCAGCGAACCCUCUACGAGGGUAGAGAGAGGUCUUCAAAGACCUACGCUUGGUACAACUUUGUUCUAGCGAAUGUCGUUAUCGAAAUGGUAUGGAACUCGGUUGCAGCUCUCGCUGUAUACCUCCCUUUUUACUUCCUCGUCGGAAUGUACAAGAAUGGAGAUAUCACCGACACGCAGAACGAGCGGGGUGCUUUAAUGUUCUUGUUGGUUUGGGCUUUCAUGGUUUAUGAAGGAACCUUUGCGCACAUGGCUGUUGCGGGAUCUCCGACUGCCGAGGUCGGAGCUACCUUUGCACUGCUCCUGUUCAUGAUGACUCUUGUUUUUGCUGGUGUGCUUGUCCCAUACUCGGCCCUUCCUGGGUUCUGGACGUUCAUGUACCGCGCCUCGCCCAUGACAUAUCUCAUCGGAGCCAUGCUCUCCACCGGCGUAGGCCUACAGAAUGUCAAAUGCUCAAACGUAGAGCUCUUGAUGUUCAACCCCCCGGCCAACAUGACAUGCGAGACAUACGCUGGACCCUUUGUGCAGAUGGCUGGAGGUACUCUACAGAAUCCUCAGGCAAACGACACCUGCUUGUUCUGCCCUAUCGCGUCAACCGACACCUACCUCGCCACGGUGGAUAUUCAUUACAGUGAACGCUGGAGGAACUUUGGAUUGAUCUGGGUCUACGUGAUUUUCAAUGUCUUUGCGGCGUUGAUUGCUUACUGGCUGUUGAGGGUGCCAAAGAAGCGUUUUGGGCGCUCGUAA
This is a messenger RNA of Fusarium vanettenii 77-13-4, 4272 nucleotides long. RefSeq lists its product as uncharacterized. Gene Ontology annotation, molecular function: ABC-type transporter activity; ATP hydrolysis activity; ATP binding. Gene Ontology annotation, cellular component: membrane. The record is from RefSeq and is a predicted model, not a curated record. The coding region runs from base 1 to 4272 and encodes 1423 amino acids. Gene Ontology annotation, biological process: transmembrane transport. NCBI's taxonomy places the organism in Eukaryota, Fungi, Ascomycota, Sordariomycetes, Hypocreales, Nectriaceae. The transcript has 11 exons.